Molecule: messenger RNA, 4762 nt
Organism: Ostrinia nubilalis (European corn borer)
Lineage: Eukaryota; Metazoa; Arthropoda; Insecta; Lepidoptera; Crambidae
Gene: Phlpp
Product: protein phosphatase PHLPP-like protein
Exons: 8
Coding region: 328-4035 (1235 amino acids)
Molecular function (GO): protein binding
Source: RefSeq, a predicted model, not a curated record
UACUGAGACAGACAGAUACGUGAUAAGUUUUAAGUUAUAAGGAAUCCGAGUGAAAAAUAUCGCAGAUUUUCCUUGAAAUAAUUCGCUCUACAUUGGCGAAAAAUGGAACGAAGAGUUGACUAUGGCGUGUGCGUCGAGUGCGAGAACUUUCUUAUGAGUCGCCCUUUGAAAUCAUGUUUUGGGAAUCGUCAUCUAGCACAUCCUUCCGUAAAUAAGACAAUAAAGUUACAGGUUUGCUACAACCAGCGUGGGACUUAGGAGCGCGGGCGCGGGUCCGGCGCGCGGGCAUUGCGGCGCCGGCCUCCGUCCCCGCGACCAUCUGCCGCCAUGGUCUGCGACGACGGCUUGCACACCUCAUCGCCCCACGCCCGCCGCAAAUCGCUACGCCGGCUCGCAUCCACGCGCGGUUUCAAACCGAGAAACCCAAACGAAUACGGAUGGAUACGCGUUUUUGACGGCCUCCAACCCUUCGCUGUUGACGCUCCAAGCAAACUCGUCAAGGUCUCCCUCAACACCACCGUCGAAGAAGUCAAUAAGAAACUGGGACUUGGAGAAGAACUGACCCUGUGGCUCCAGAUCGGUGGAGAAAAAUCAAGACGAUUGGAACAAGAUGAAUAUCCCCUAAGGAUUCAGGAGCAUUUCUUAGUGACUUUCGGCUGGAGCUCCGAAGCUAGAAGACAGAGAUUAGCAGUCGAUCCUGAGCUUCGGCAUUCUCUGCAAUGGUGUGCCGGCCCGGCCGAUCGCUCCGGUGGUGUCUUGAGAUCUGGGACCAUUCACAUUUUGAAAGGACACGUGUUUCCGCAAUGGAAACCAAGGCCAGCCCAUGUAAUCGGUUCUCGAUUACAUUCUUAUGGCUCUUCAUGGGAGAUGUUGGAGUUAAGCGGUGGAAGUAUCGAGCUUUGCCCUCCGAAAGCUCAAAAACUUGUGCUGUGCGUGAAACCCCGUUGCCUAGGCAACAACACGCUUGGAGAUGCUGCUCUGAAUCACAUAUUCCUUGGAUUCAACGCUGCUUGGGAAAGAAACAUGUGGUUCUGCUGGUUGAAGGAGGCAACCCAAAGCUCACAACCACCAAAUGUACUGGACCUCAGCGGCGGUGGUGGCCGGGCCACUCUCGGCGCUGCGCUGGCGCAACACGCAGCGGGAGACUUCUCCAUCAGGGUGCUAUCGAUGCGUACCAACGCGCUUUCCUCACUCCCGCCUCAGCUGUGGUCUAUGCACGCACUGACGCAUCUGGACAUCAGUGACAAUCGCAUCACUGAUCUGCCUGAAGAGAUAUGCCAGCUGACGCAGCUGGAGGAACUACGACUGAGUGACAACGAGCUUCGGUCACUCGAUUGCGUGUUGAGGCUUCCCCGCCUCAGAACCCUUGUUGCUGCAAAUAAUUUAAUCAGUAGUUUUGCAUUGAGUAACUCACAAAUGGCGCCGGACGAAGAACAGAAGACGGAAUAUCGGGCACCACUCACAAGCGUUGAUCUUAGGCACAACAGGCUCAAGGGAAGCAUCAUUCUAGGAAACUACGAACAUCUAGUAUCACUGGAUGUAUCCCACAAUGCAGUGGAAGUGCUGGUGGUAUCAGCUCUGCGAGGGCUCCGAGAGCUUUACGCUGCGAACAACGUGCUACAGCAUCUGUCUCUGCAUGGAGCUUGUCUUAGGACCCUGAAGGCUCCACACAAUCAACUCGAGAGCCUCACAACGACGGUACCGCCUAUUAAUUUAGUUGAAAUCGACGUGUCGCACAACAAACUUACAGCGUUACCACAAUGGCUGAGUGGCUGCUCAGAUCUCACGUCGCUUCUUGCCAGCAAUAAUCAACUCACCGCUCUACCUGACCACUUAUUCUGCAGUGAACUAUCAAGCCUGUCAAAGUUACACCUAGCUCAUAACAAAAUUUCAAAAAUACCCUCAAUGCCAAGGUUAAGAGCCCCAUUAAAAGAACUUCUACUUCACGAUAAUUGUAUACAAUCUCUACCAGAAAACUUCUUCUCAGUCUGUGACAGAUUAUCCAUACUCAACCUAUCAAACAAUAGAUUAAGCCGUUUACCAGUUGCGAGAGGCGCAUCAUCGUAUUCCUUAGAACGCCUUUAUUUAACAGCCAAUUGUUUAACCGAUGACGUAGCUGAAGUCAUCACAGCUUUUCGUGGUCUCAAGAUCUUACACAUUGCAUAUAACUGCCUCACCAUAUUACCAGAUAGUUGCAUAAACUUUUGGCCAGAUAUUGAAGAACUUGUUUUAUCUGGAAACUCGUUUUCUCGACUCCCUGAAAGUCUGCCGCAGUUAAACCACAUACGAGUUGUACGAGCACACUCAAAUAGAUUACGCUCAGUGCCAAUGUUUGCUUGCAGCGCUUCUGUAAAAAUAUUAGAUUUCGCUCACAACGAACUCGACAGUAUAGAUUUAAGACUGCUAGCCCCAAAACAGUUGAAGUUCUUAGAUAUUUCGUGUAACAAAAAGUUACAAGUAGACCCCACUCAAUUUAAUGCAUACAGGUGUCAACGGCCACUUAGUUUAGUAGAUGUGACUGGAAAGAAUUCUCUGCCGUGGACACAGAAAAGCGGCUACCAUGAAGAAAUGACUGGGGGAACUCCGUGGGCGACGGGAUUCUCAGAGUGCCCCAACAAAUCACUCCAGCUUUGUUGUGCACAAAUCAGGCUACCGUCAUUCUGCAACAAAGAGGGCUUUUUUGCUCUCAUCGAUGGUGAAACUGAUAUGGAAGUACCAAAGAUAUUGCAAUCAAGUUUACCGGGCUUACUUCUAGAAGAAAAGUCCAUCAAAGAGACUGUUAAUGAAUAUAUGAAAUACGUUGUACUCUCAGCUCAUAGAGAAUUGAAGGAAAAAGGCCAGAGGAAAGGUGCUUGUCUUAUUAUGUGCCACUUGUCUCCUAUGAACCCACCAGAAAAUGGUUUUGGCCAUGUCGCCAGACGGUACACCUUAAGGCUGGCAAACGUAGGCGAUACAAAAGCUGUAUUGAGUAGACGGAAUGGGCCUUUGAGUUUGGGAAUCGAAAAUAAUAAACGUCUUGGAUAUUCCACGCGGUAUCCUAGCACGGUGCCAGAUCCAGAUGUCGUCCAGACAGUUAUAAAAGAAGAUGACGAAUUCCUUAUAAUGGGCAAUGGUAGAUUCUGGAACGCAGUGAGUAUAGACGCAGCUGUGUCUGAAGUCAGAGCUGAACGAAACCCUGUUCUUGCAGCGAAGAGAUUACAAGAUCUAGCGCAAAGCUAUGGCGUCGAAGAUUGCAUAUCAGUGAUGAUUGUCCGCUUUGAUACCAACAGGUCGGAUGUUGACUUGCUAAUGCGCGAGUUGAGGCAGACAAUAACUAAUGGCAAUAAAUCUGUAUGCAGGCCAGACUGCUGCUGUUCCCGGCUAGACGCGUGUUGUCACUCGGCUUCUCCUCCAAAACCUAGCAGUGACCGUUCUUCUCCUAGUGGACAGAGCGAUCGCCCGCCAAGUGAAGCGAUCAGCCAUCAACACUAUGCCAGCGUUCGUUCGCAAAACAGACCAUCAGAACGAAGGAGCUGUCGAGGAGGAGUGGCCAGAGCAAUACGAGUGCGUGUUGAAGAAGAUAAAGAAGAUGAUACUAGGUUAGAAGAACACCCCAACUCAGAAGAACAGUUUAAAUGCUGGGAGUACAUGUUAGAGCAAAAUACACAAAUGCUCUUUGAUAAAGAACUUGACAAUUUGUCGAAAGGUAUCAAGUCUAAUGUAAGCAGUUUGAGGAAUUUAAAGGGCUUAUCGGGAAGCAGUCCUCAGCUACAUUUGACAGGAAAGCAAUCUAAAGGUGUACCGUUUUUGUCCAAACACUUUGGUAGCGCGAGGUCUUUUGGAACGACACUAAAACCAGAUUUCAGAUUUGGAUCUGGCAGGUUACCCAAUGGAGGACCAAACGCUGCGUACUUUGGUUCCUUACAAAGGCUUAUGCCAUAUCAUUUGGAGUACGACUUCGCUGUAAUACAAGAAAAAAGUACACAUUCUGAGGACUCACUAGACCUUGAAGGCCGCAUGCAACAGUACUGGGGAGUUGCCACAACGGAACUGUAAAUAGUAAGUUAGUUUUUAUGAAUUCUGUAAAUAAAACUUCCACUAAAUUAGCAUAGUAAGUAUGUAUAAUUAUUAUUUAUAUACCAUUCAUCUGUCGACUAGAUCUUUUGCACAAAGUAUUUUAUCACUAUGAUGGACUUGGAAAUAAAUUAGUAUGUUACUAUAUUUUUAUCACAUAAUAAAAUUCUAUGUACAGUUAUCGUGAUAAAUCUUUGUCGAAUUAAUACAUUUUAAAUGACAGUAAAAUUCAGCAAGUAAAACACUUUGGUUUUAUUUCUAGAGUUAUUUUAUACAUUACGUAAGAGGUCUCUUACAUUCAUGAUGCUUAUACUAUAAUUUAUUUACAAAAUGUGUACCUUGAUUACUUUAAGGCGUUUAAAACAUAACUAUUUGUGCUUAAAACCACGCAUAUACACAUAUUAUUUUAUUUACAGGAAGUGAAUAAUCAAUCUAAGGUGGGAAGAAACUGUACACACUGCUCAUGAUUAUUCUCAAAAAAUUAAAACGCUCAUUACAUUGCACUAAAACAGAAAGUGUUAAUUACCUUGAGAAGUUAUGAAAUAUCUUUGAUGACACUAAAGAUUAAAUUAGAUGAACACAGUAGCACACAAAAAACAUAGACAAACGAAGUUACACUUCUAUCUACAUGUUUGGGUAAUUACAUAAUUUACUCAUGUCAGAUUUUCAGGUUUUACAGAAUAUACCGGCUGAAUUGACUUGAAAUCUA